This is a messenger RNA of Trametes versicolor FP-101664 SS1, 1260 nucleotides long. RefSeq names its product Clavaminate synthase-like protein. Gene Ontology annotation, molecular function: dioxygenase activity. NCBI's taxonomy places the organism in Eukaryota, Fungi, Basidiomycota, Agaricomycetes, Polyporales, Polyporaceae. The transcript has 7 exons. The coding region runs from base 1 to 1134 and encodes 377 amino acids. The record is from RefSeq and is a predicted model, not a curated record.
AUGUCCCAAGAUGCAUCCAGCUCCGUCAGGAGCUUCUCAAGCGUCCCCAUCCUCGACUGGUCCCUCCUGUCCACCCCUUCCGGCGCCGCCACAUUCAAGGCGCAGCUCCGGCACGCCCUCAUCAACGUCGGCUUCCUCUACCUCUCGAAUCCCCCGGUCGCGCGUGCGGACAUGGACGCGCUGAUCGCGUACACCCCGCGCGUGUUCGAUCUCCCGCAGGACGAGAAGGACGCGAUUCGCAUGGCGAACUCCCCGCACUUCUUCGGGUACUCGCGCCUCGGGGCGGAGCUGACGAAGGGCAAGACGGACAUGCGCGAGCAGUUCGACUUUGGGACCCCGUAUGAGUCCCGCUGGAAGCCUGGCGACCCGGAGUACCUCAAGCUCUGGGGGCCGUCUCAGUGGCCGAAGGAGGAGCUCCUCCCGGGCUUCAAAGACGUGUACCUGCGGUACCUCGCGCAGGUCGAGCAACUCAGCUACGACUUCAUCGCGCUCGUCGCGGAGGUCCUCGAAGUGUCCAACCAGGCGCUCCUGCCGUUCUUCCCCGCGGGCACGUCGCAGCCGCGCCCGGGCGUGCUCCAGCACCGCUCGAAGAUCGUCAAGUACCCCGCGCGCAAGGAGGGCGAGUCGGACCAGGGCGUGGGCCCGCACUACGACGGCGGCUUCUUGACCUUCCUAGUACAGGCCUCGGAUCAUCCUGGGCUGCAGGUGCAGAACCUGGCGGGGGAGUGGAUCGACGCGCCUCCGAUCCCGGGCACGUUUGUCGUGAACAUCGGUAAAGCGCUCGAAACAGUCACUCAGGGCCUCGCGCGCGCAACCUCCCAUCGCGUCCUGUCGCCGCCCCCAGGCUCGACGCCGCGAUACUCAAUCCCGUUCUUCCAGAACGUCACGCAAGACAUCUGCAUAGGCGACUUCGUGCUGGACUUCAAACCGGAAAUCCUGAAACUCAAGGAAACGCGCGGAACAGUCGGCGUCGUUGACUCGGUGAACUACGCAGAGUAUGGCCAGUAUCCGACUGGCUACGUGAACCUCAUCGGGCGUGUAAAGAGCCAUCCCGAUGUUGCGGAGCGCCACUAUCCAGACAUGUUCAAGCAGUUCUUCCCUGAUGGCCUACCCGCUCAAGGCAGUGCGUACUGAGUACCAUACGUGGCGGUGGUCUACAACAAGUACACAUAAACGGGGGACGUGUAUGAGUAUGCUCAAGGAGAAGGCAUGUACACUUAGGGACUAUUCUCUGUAUACAAGUAACGAUGACUUGCGGUA